AUGACCAAGUACGAGAAGGCGAGGAUUCUCGGAACUAGGGCGCUUCAAAUCAGCAUGAACGCACCCGUAUUGGUAGAUCUUGAGGGCGAGACAGACCCCUUGCAGAUUGCUAUCAAAGAACUGAAGGAGAAGAAAAUCCCCCUCAUCGUCAGGCGGUACCUUCCUGAUGGAUACUACGAGGAUUGGACGUGCGAGGAGCUUCUUCAGUAA
Molecule: messenger RNA, 210 nt
Organism: Parascedosporium putredinis
Lineage: Eukaryota; Fungi; Ascomycota; Sordariomycetes; Microascales; Microascaceae
Source: the annotation of a GenBank genome assembly